Molecule: messenger RNA, 2666 nt
Organism: Sipha flava (yellow sugarcane aphid)
Lineage: Eukaryota; Metazoa; Arthropoda; Insecta; Hemiptera; Aphididae
Exons: 1
Coding region: 13-2601 (862 amino acids)
Biological process (GO): DNA integration
Molecular function (GO): nucleic acid binding
Source: RefSeq, a predicted model, not a curated record
CAAGAUUUCUACAUGGACGACUUGUUGAGCGGCGCCGGUACGAAAAAAGAAGCAAUAAAUAUACGUGAUGAUAUUAUAACAGUAUUAAAUAGUGCUGGAUUUGAAUUAAGCAAGUGGUCUAGUAAUGCACCAGAAUUAUUACGUGGAUUAUCCACGAUAGAUGAUAAACUCGACAGUAAGAAUUCAUCAAUCGAUAAGCAAAAAAUUAAGAAACUUUUGGGUAUUUUUUGGAACCAAGAAAACGACUCGUAUCAAUAUAAAGUCGAGAAAUAUCAGUUAAAUAUACGCGCUACAAAGCGAAACGUGCUAGCAGAAAUCGCGUCAAUUUUCGAUCCACUAGGGCUGAUAAAUCCAAUAACCGUUCGCUUAAAGUUAGUUAUGCAAAAAUUAUGGCAACUUAGCGUUGAUUGGGACGAACCACUACCCACGGAUCUGUUGAAUGAGUGGAGAAAAAAUCGCGAGGACUUGGAUUCAAUAAAUUCGUUAGUUAUAAACCGUUUAAUAACCGAUUCAAGUAAAAAUUGUAGUGUGCAAAUACAUGGGUUCGCGGAUGCGUCUAUUAGCGCGUACGGGGCGUGUCUUUAUAUACGCACACAAAAUAAAGAUGGCACUAUAACGACCAACUUAAUAUGCGCCAAAUCACGUGUGGCCCCAUUGAAAACAAUUACGCUACCACGUUUAGAACUUUUGGCUGCCGUGUUAUUAACCCGCUUGGCUGCUAAAUAUAUACCCUGUUUACAACUGCACAUAGAGAAUACUUAUUAUUGGACAGACUCGACUAUUGUAUUAGCUUGGAUAUCAGCGCCAGCGUCGAAGUGGAAAACUUUCGUCGGACAUCGGGUCAGUGAAAUACAAGAGUUGUCUUCUAUAUCACAAUGGCGACACGUUAACACUGAAGAUAAUCCUGCAGACAUCGUGUCACGCGGAUGCACAGCAUCAAAAAUAAUUGAAUCAAGCUUAUGGUGGAAUGGCCCAGACUGGUUAAAUGCUCAAGAAGAAGGAUGGCCGAAAAAUAACGUAAUAGAGAUAAACAGUUGUACACUCGAAGAGAAAACGAAUUAUAAAACAGUUAUGUUGAUAACUUGUGACAUAACUAUUCUGAAUAAAUUUUCAAAUUUAUCGAAAUUGUUGCGCGUAAUUGCCUACUGUUUACGGUUUGUACACAACGCGAGACAGAACACUGAGAAAAAGAUCGGACAGAUUCAGCGAGAAGAGAUAAAUAACGCUAAUAUGGUGGCAGUUAAAUUAGUACAAAAAAAUAUAUGGCAAGAAGAAUUAAUCAAAUUAUCUAAGUCAGAACCAAUAAGCUCCAACAGUCGACUACUACGUCUCAAACCAUUCGUAGAUGAAAACGGCCUACUGAGAGUAGGUGGUCGGUUAAAAAAUUCUGAUAUGAUUGAUGUUUUUCAAAAACACCCUAUUUUGUUACCGCCAGACAGUAAUUUCACACGACUCGUGUUUUUUAACGAACACGAAAUAACAUUACACGGUGGACCGCAGGUAAUGUUGGCGUGUAUACGGCUCAAAUAUUGGCCUUUGAACGGUCGUAAUAUAGCACGUAAGGUUACGAGACAAUGCGUUAAAUGUUUUAAAUACAAACCGAUAGUGGUACAGCCAAUUAUGGGCGAUUUACCGAAGAGUCGAGUAGAACCAGCGAGGGCAUUCUCCAAGUGUGGUGUCGAUUUCGCCGGACCAGUUUAUGUAAGGUCUAGUUUGCGACGUAAAUCUCCUAUCGAUAAGGCGUAUAUAUGCGUAUGGAUUUGUUUUGUAACUAAAGCUAUACAUAUUGAGCUCGUAAGCAGUUUAACGACUGAAGCAUUCUUAAACGCGCUCAAUCGCUUUUUCGACCGUCGCGGUAUAUGUUUAGAUAUCUAUUCUGAUAAUGCCACCAACUUCGUCGGUGCGAACCGCCAGUUACAAGAGCUAAAGGAAUUAUUUUUAUCGAAAGCUCAUUUGGAGAAACUACAAAAUACGUUAAAUAAAUUUGGUACGCGUUGGCAUUUUAUACCACCACGUUCGCCACAUUUCGGUGGCCUCUGGAAGGCUGCCGUUAAAUCGGUAAAAACACAUUUGUAUAAAACACUAGGUAAUGCUUCUCUCACCUACGAAGAACUAUACACUGUACUUGUGCGCGUUGAGGCUAUAUUAAACUCGCGUCCCAUCACUCCUAUGUCCUCUGAUCCGACUGACCUUUCUGUUCUUACGCCCGGUCAUUUUCUUAUCGGUAACAUCCCAGCCGCGUUACCAGAACUCGACGUGUCCACCAAACCUCCAAAUAGGCUGACGAGGUGGAGAAGAGUGACACAAUUAGCUCAACAGUUCUGGCGCCGCUGGAGUCGCGAGUAUUUGAGUACGUUACAAGCAAAGGAGAAAUGGUGCGUUUCUAAAGGUCCGGAUCUUGCUAUUGGGACAAUUGUAUUAAUUCGAGAGGACAAUCUUCCCCCAUUACGUUGGAAAAUCGAUCGAGUAAUCGAAACACACCCAGAUGCGAAUGGAGUAGCGAGAGUAGCCGUCGUCCGCACUAGCGAUGGUCAAUGCAAACGAGCGGUGCGAAAUUUGUGUCCUUUACCAUUCGAAGGCAAUGUAACAGGUCAAGCGUGACCAAUGCAAUAUAAAUAACUAUCUUAGUUAAAUUAUUUUUUAUUUUUGUGUCUAUGUAAUCACGU